AUGGAUCCCUCGGAGUACGUCGCCUUCGGGAGGCCGUCGCCGCGCAGGGAGGUGCAUCUGCAAGGCCCGCGGCCGUCCCCUCUCAAGGUGAGGAAGGAUUCCUACAAGAUCAAGAAGCCGCCGGUGGCGCCGCCCGGAGGGGGUCCAUCGCAGUCCCAGCACCCGCCGCCGCACGCGGCGGCGCUGGCGGCGCAGCGGCCACGAGAGCCAGUGAUCAUCUACACCGUCUCCCCCAAGGUGAUCCACAUCGAGCCGAGGGAGUUCAUGUCUCUGGUACAACGGCUCACCGGCGCCUCUCCCACGGCCCUGUCGGGCCCCGCCGCCGACUCUGGAAUGGGGAACGCGAUGAGCUACCCCAGCCCGGUUGCCACCGGCGCGAUAUCGCCGGCCGCGCGGCUCGCCACCAUCGAGCGCGCGGGUCAGAUGUCGGCCGGUCCCAACAGGUCCAUGAUUUUCCACGGCGAUGACUUCGUAGAGCAGCAACUGGGUAUCGGCGGCGGCGGGGCGGCGACGCUGGACCGUGCGGGGAGCUUCCCGGGGAUUCUUUCGCCUCUUCCCUCCGCGCUGCCGCCCUUUUCCCCCAACAUCUUCUCGCCGGCGGUGGUGGACCCUUCCACCAUGUCCUUCUUGAACGAGAUGAGCCCUGUCUUCCGGCCCAACAACACCAACAACAGCAACAUCUUCACCGACGGCCCCUUCCUCCCCAGCCCGGGGAACUUUUUGUCGACUCCAAUUCUCCCCUCUCCUGGUGCCUACUGGGACUUCAUCAGCCAAUUGUGA
Molecule: messenger RNA, 780 nt
Organism: Spirodela intermedia
Lineage: Eukaryota; Viridiplantae; Streptophyta; Magnoliopsida; Alismatales; Araceae
Source: the annotation of a GenBank genome assembly